UGAAUGAGAGGGAAAAACACUAAUCUGCUGCACGGACUCACUCACUGUUUGAUCCAAUGGUUUUCAAACAAAGUCCACCAUACACCAUACACGUCCUUUCUCCACUGUAGAACCAACCUAUGCUCUACUCUACUCAAAGUCAAAGGGAAACUUGCUUCUUAUACUUAUGAAGAAGCUUCUCGUGCCUAUGGUCUGUACGAAGAUCUCCAACGGAUCAAAGACACUUUGUCAAUUGUAAGAGGUCUGUUGUUGGAUGCUGAGGAGAAGAAAAACCAACAACAUGCAUUGCGUGAAUGGCUGAGGCAGAUUCGUAACAUAUGCUAUGACGCUGAAGAUGUAUUUGAUGGAUUUGAGUUGCAAGACAAGAAAAAGCAAGUUCUGGAAACUUUUGGUAGCAAUUGGAUGAAGGUACGCCACUACCUUUCUUCCUCUAAUCCACUUGCUUUCCGAUUUAAAAUGUCCCACCAAAUCAAAGAGAUCAAGGAUAGAUUGGAUAAGGUAGCAGCUGAUGGAACCAGGUUUGGACUUAUAAUAAUCGAUGUUGAGCCCAGACCUACUGUCCAAAGGAGAGAAUUCACUCAUUCCCAUGUUGAUGCUUUGAGUGUAAUAGGAAGAGAAGAUGACAAGGAAGCUAUUAUCCAGCUUUUGGGGGAAUCCAAUCCUCAGGGUGACAGUGAUAAAAGUCUUUGUGUCAUUCCCAUAGUGGGAAUUGGAGGAUUGGGGAAGACGACACUUGCAAAGUUGGUGUUCAAUGACAAGAGGAUAGAUGAAGUUUUUCAAUUGAAAAGUUGGGUGUGUGUCUCCAAUGGUUUUGAUAUUAGGCACAUAAUUAUCAAAAUGAUCAACUCUGCUUAUGUUUCAGCAUCAACUCCACCAAGUGUUGGUUGUACUGUUAUUGCUCAGCAAGAAGACAUUAACCACUUUGAUAUUGAGCAGUUACAAAUUAGUCUAAGAAAUAAACUUUCUGGUCAAAAGUUUAUCCUAGUACUAGAUGAUAUAUGGAAUGAUGAUCGUGCGAAAUGGAUUGAGUUGAUAGAUUUGAUCAAAGUUGGUGCAGCGGAAAGUAAAAUCAUAGUGACAACACGUAUCAACUCAAUUGCUUCAAUGAUGGGUACUGUUCCUUCAUAUGUUUUGGGAGGUCUUUCGCCAGAGAAUUGUUUGACUCUAUUUGUGAAAUGGGCAUUCAAGGAUGGAGAAGAAGAACAAUAUCCAAAUCUAGUUGAGAUUGGUAAAGAAAUUGUGAAAAAAUGUGCAGGAGUUCCGCUGGCUGUCAGAACAUUAGGAAGUUCCCUAUUCUCAAAAUUUGAUUUAAAUAAGUGGUUAUUCGUAAGAGACCACGAGAUAUGGAAUUUAGAACAAAAGAAAGAUGAUAUUUUACCUGCAUUAAAAUUAAGCUAUGAUGAAAUGCCAUCCUAUCUGAGGCAAUGUUUUGCCUAUUUUUCCUUGUUUCCUAAAGAUCAUACCUUUAAUGUCUUUGAAAUGGCUUUUAUGUGGAUAGGCCUUGGAUUAGUUCAAUCCAUGAAUGGAAGUGAAAAGCUUGAGCAUAUUGCCAGAGAAUAUAUACAUGAGUUACAUUCAAGGUCAUUGCUUCAAGAUUUCAAUGACUUUGUGUACAAUUCUGAUUUCAAAAUGCAUGAUUUGAUACAUGAUCUUGCACUGUAUGUUGCAAAAGAGGAGUUUGUAAGGGUAGACUCAAAUACUCGGAAUAUAUCAGAACAAGCAAGACAUUUAUCGAUUAUUGAAAAUGAUUCACUCGAGCAUGUUUUGUUCCCCAUGUCUACAAGUGUACGAACUAUUCUACUUUUCAGCAAAGGAGCGGGCCUUGACAAUGAAGCAUUGUUAGAUACAUGGGUAUCAAGAUAUAAGUACCUGCGAUAUUUAGAUAUAAAUGUUUCUUCAUUUGAAACUCUACCUGAUUCAAUAUCUAAAUUGAAGCAUUUGCGUAUUCUUGUUCUUACUAAUAAUAGAAACAUCAAAAGACUUCCUCAUUCAGUUUCCAAACUCCAUAAUUUGCAAGUUUUGCAAUUCGAUGGAUGCACAGAGCUUGAAGCAUUGCCAAGAGGGUUAGGGAAGAUGAUCGGCCUUCAAUAUUUGGUGAUAACCACCAAACAAUCAGUUCUGUCAUUGGCUGAAUUUGUUAACUUGAAACAUCUUCAAGUUUUGGCUUUUCAUUGUUGUAAAAAUAUGAAGUUGUUAUUCAGCAGGGUACAACAGUUCACCUCCAUUGUAACACUGUCUUUGCAGUCAUGUUGGAGCUUGGAAUCACUGCCUCUUCAUCUUUUUCCGAAUUUAGAGUCUCUAUUAAUUUCAGACUGCAAGAUAUUACGCACGUCGUUCAACAGUGAAAGUCCAAUUCACAAAUUGAGGUUGAAAAAUUUGUAUAUUGGGGAUUUUCCAGGGAUUUCAACAUUGCCUGAAUGGAUUGAAGGUGCUGCACAAACUAUAGAGACCUUGGUAAUUUAUGAACUUCCUAACCUUCUGAUGCUUCCUGAGUGUCUGACAACAAUGACUCAUCUUAAAUGGCUUGACAUUAUUGGUUGUCCUCAACUCUUGAACCUUCCAAGUGACAUACAUCACCUCACUGCCCUUAAAGAGUUGCACAUAGCAGGUUGUCCUGAAUUGUGCAGAAAAUGUAAGCCGCAAUUUGGUGAGUACUGGCCUAUUAUUGCACACAUCAAAAAUGUUUUCAUUGAACUUAUAGGGGAGGAGUAG
This is a messenger RNA of Trifolium pratense (red clover), 2712 nucleotides long. Its product is annotated as disease resistance protein RGA2-like. The record is from RefSeq and is a predicted model, not a curated record. Gene Ontology annotation, biological process: defense response to other organism. Bases 4 to 2712 code for a protein of 902 amino acids. Lineage: Eukaryota; Viridiplantae; Streptophyta; Magnoliopsida; Fabales; Fabaceae. Gene Ontology annotation, molecular function: ADP binding. The transcript is spliced from 2 exons.